Gambusia affinis (western mosquitofish) is the source of this 5479-nucleotide messenger RNA. It is a transcript of the gene fcho2, whose product is annotated as FCH and mu domain containing endocytic adaptor 2. Gene Ontology annotation, biological process: clathrin coat assembly; clathrin-dependent endocytosis; synaptic vesicle endocytosis. Gene Ontology annotation, cellular component: cytoplasm; clathrin-coated pit; clathrin-coated vesicle. NCBI's taxonomy places the organism in Eukaryota, Metazoa, Chordata, Actinopteri, Cyprinodontiformes, Poeciliidae. The transcript has 30 exons. Bases 154 to 3345 code for a protein of 1063 amino acids. The record is from RefSeq and is a predicted model, not a curated record.
GAGUCUAAAGGUGGGAAGGGAGAAGAAAGGAGAGAGGAGGAAAACGGUAAAAGGCACAUAAAACAGAAACGGGGGGAGAACGGUGGAUGAUUUACGCUUUAAAAGUCGCACUACAGCUACUUGAAGAGUUGCGGCGAAGAGGAACAGAACAAAAUGAUAACGCCUUACUUCCUAGAAAAUUUCUGGGGAGAAAAGAACAAUGGCUUUGAUGUGCUGUACCACAACAUGAAGCACGGGCAGAUUUCCUCCAAGGAGCUGACGGACUUCAUCAGAGAAAGGAGUGUCAUUGAAGAGGCCUACGCCAGGUCCAUGACCAAACUCGCCAAGUCGGCUGGCAACUUCUCUCAGCUGGGGACCUUUGCACCAGUAUGGGAUAUCUUCAAAAGCUCAACGGAGAAACUGGCCAGCUGUCACAUGGACCUAGUGAGGAAGCUGCAAGAGCUUAUAAAAGAAGUGCAGAGAUACGUGGAAGAACAGGCCAAAGCACACAAGAAGACAAAAGAAGAAGUGGCACCGACCCUGGAAGCCGUCCAGAGCAUCCAGUCCAUCUCUCAGUCUCUCCAGAAGUCCAAGGAGAACUACAAUGCCAAAACCGUGGAGCAGGAGCGGCUCCGCAAAGAGGGGGCCACCCAGCGAGAAGUGGACAAGGCCGGAGUGAAAGCCAAAAAAGCCAUAGAGACCUACAAGUCAUACGUGGAGAAGUACGCUUCAGCCAAGUCCGACUUUGAACAGAAGAUGGCAGAAACUUCACAGAGAUUCCAGGACAUCGAGGAAAACCACAUUCUCCACAUGAAGGAGAUCAUCCGCUCAUACUCGCAGUCUGUGGAGGAAACGCACGUUCAGAUCGGAGAGGUGCACAAUGAAUUUGUGAGGAAUAUCGAGAACACUUCGGAGGAAAGCUUAAUACAAAAGCUGUCUGAGAGCAAAGGAACAGGCAAGGAGAGGCCAGGACCCAUCGAAUUUGAGGAAUGCAACACGGCCAUCGCAACAGAAGGUGCCAAACCCAGGAAGAGGAAAACGUUUGGCAUUCCCGGCCGCAAGAAAGACAAGGACACGGACUCGACUGAGUCGACAGAAGUCGAAACUGCUAACACUGCAAAUGGUGCUCCCCCAGGAUAUUAUGGCUCCAUAGACAUCCAGAACGCUAAUGUGCCUCAAGUUGACGCCGAGGGAUUCUGCAUCAGACCAGAAGUGAACGAAAACCAUCCCAAAGACAACUCCUUCUACUCGUCCAGCGACUCCGAGGACGAAGACGAGCCCAGGAAGUUCCACGUGCAGAUCAAGCCCGUCCAGCCCAACAACGGCACGCAUCAGAACCGGGCCAACAUCGACGAGCUCAAAGCCUCCAUCGGAAACAUCAUCCUGUCGCCCUCCACCUCGGGACAAAUGCGGAGGAACCAGUCCAGGUUUACUGGAGUAUCUACCUUAAGAUCUAAGGCUAAGGAUGACGAACUAGUGAAACCCAGAGGGUCAACGCCAUUCGAGCUGAGCAACAACGACCUUCUGUUUCUGGAUCCGCUGAACUCUGCUUCAGGAGUCGGGUCCUCCUCCUCUGUGUCGUCCCCAGCAGACCUCGCUUCUGUCUUCUUUCCAAUCCCUUCAUCUCCAUCUUUUCUGAUGAAUGACUCUGAGGUCUUUCUGUCAGAGGCAGCAGUCGACACUGCGAGCCGCUUUACCCCAGUGGCAGAGCGACAGCAGUCCAAAGAUGUCUCCUCUUUCUCCUCAUCCACCACCUCUCCCUGGGAUUCCCCCGAAAACACUUCCCAAGGGCUGAGGCCUGCGCCCGUGAGGGCCCAGAGUGCCCCCAUCACCCAGCCCACCGAGCCAAUCGACCCCGUCAAAAGCCCGACCGCCGCCAGCCCCCCAAAGACCCCGAAGUCCGUUGACAGCUUCUCCUCUGUGUCCUGGUCUCAGAGCCAGUGGAUUGCUUUUGGGGAUAGGUCCGCUCCGCCUUGCUGUCACGGCUCAGGCUCUUCCGUAGCGGAGGUCCAGAAGGCUCCGGCUGGCGGCUUCGGCAGGGCGAGCCGCUUCCUGUCGGACGAGUCUGCAGAUGCUUUCUGCAAAGCAGCAGCUACGGCGGUCAGAGAGGACAGCAGUGUCUGUUUCGUUGACGUCUUCUCUGAUAGGACAGUAGCAGCAAGCAAAGUAUUUCAUGGUAACAUGCCAGUACCAAACCGACCUACGACCCCUCUGGCGGCUGGAGCCCUCGUCCCACCACCUCGUCCUUCGUCCAGACCCAAACUUCCCACCGGAAAACUCACGGGAAUCAAUGAAAUUGUCCGGCCUUUCAGCCCACCCAAAGCAUCCAAUGCCAGCCCCCCUCCGACGGCACCGCUCGCCCGGGCCGAGAGUUCUUCCUCGCUGUCCUCGAACGCCUCGCUGAGUGCCGGGAACACUCCCACCGUCGGAUCUGAACUCAUUUUUGCUCCUCCCCUCUCCUGCUCAGGGUCUGACCUCAGCAACUUUUCUCCUCAUGUGCUUCUAAACCAAAGGACGUCUCGCGGUCCGAGUCCUGUGACCCUGGCAUCCCAAGAUGCCUUGCCCAUCGCCGUGGCCUUCACGGAAACAGUUAAUGCUUACUUCAAAGGAGCUGAUCCUGCCAAGUGCAUCGUGAAGAUCACCGGCGACAUGACGCUGUCGUUCCCCAUGGGCAUCAUCAAGGUGUUCACCACCAACCCCUCCCCGGCCGUCCUCACCUUCAAGCUGAAGAACACCAGCAGGCUGGAGCAGAUCCUGCCGAACCAGCAGCUCCUAUACAGUGAUCCUUCCCAAAGCGACUCCAACUCCAAGAACUUCUGGUUCAACAUGCAAGCCCUGACAUCCUACCUCAGAAAAGCCUCCGAGCAGAAUCCGUCGGCCUCCUACUACAAUGUGGAGAUCUUAAAAUACCAGGUGCUGUCCGACGGGAUCCAUUCGACUCCUCUCAACCUGGCCGUGUACUGGAAGUGUACGCCGAGCACAACAGACCUGCGGCUGGACUACCGCUACAACCCGGAGUCCAUGGACUCGCCCGGACCGCUCACCAAUGUACAAGUCCUGGUACCCGUCGACGGGGGAGUCACCAACAUGCAGUCUCUACCCAACUCCGUCUGGAAUUCAGAGCAGAGCAAGUGUCUUUGGAAGCUGAGCGACAUCUCGGAAAAGACUGACAAUGAAGGCGCCGGCUCUCUGCGGGCCAAGUUUGAGCUCUCGAAUGGCCCUUCGAACCCGUCCACUUUGGCGGUCCAGUUCAUGAACGAGGGCAGCACCUUGUCAGGAGUCGACAUGGACCUGCAGGGGACUGGAUACAGACUUUCGCUCAACAAGAAGAGAUUUGCCACGGGUCGCUACAUGGCAGACUGCUGAGGUGACCCUGGCCCCGUCUCAUCUCCGAUCAAAAGAAAAACCGAAGCGUCCCGAUUCGCCGGAGCACUUAUGCCCACGGUUUCGCGCAGGAAGCCAGAAUCUCACUACAGUAAAACAGCACUGAGUAAAGAACACUGUUUAAAGAGAAAAUUAAAAGAAAAAAAAAAGAAACUCAGAUGAGCUUUCAGCAAAUUUGUAGAUAUGAAGUCUAAUAAUGCUUUCCGAUCAAUUAUGUACAGAGACAAUUUAUUGAUUCGCCAUAAAUUUAUAUUGUAUUUGAAAUUUAGAAAAAAAAAAAGGAAAAAAAAAACAUGCACUAACAACUUUUCCAGAAGCUAUUUUCCCUCUUUCCUUAGGCGUUUCUAAGAGCCUAAGGAAUAUGGAAUCUUCUUUUGCAUGCUGAUGAGUUGAAAAGCUCUCACCGAACUGUAAAUAAUAAUUCUUGACUCCCAAAAUCGGCUCUCUUUUACUGAUUUUUCUCUGCUUUUUAAACAUGUGCAAUGAAGCAAUGAAGGUCGAUUCUGUCUCCAACAGGACUCUCACACUUGUGGCACAAACUUGAUCUUAAAUUGUUCUGGUGCUCUCAGAAAAUGCAAAAAAAAGAAAAAAAAAAUUAUACAAAAUCCAACCUCAGUGCCUGAUCUUGUACUGUGGAACAGAAGUAAAAAAAGAAGGAGAAAACUGCCUCCAUCCAUUUCCAGAUUUCCCGGGGUUUGUAAUUUGCAAAACAGAUCCUGUAGACGUUUUUCGAUAAACCCUUAAGUGCUGACGUUUUUUUUAAACGGGAGUCUCCAAAUCAUCUGUGAAACACUGUGGCGAAUGUUGGAGACUUAAAAACAAAAACCGAGGGACGUUGAACCAAAUUUAACUUUAACCGCCUUGAAAAAAAAACGUGCCUAAAUCGGGUUUUUAUUCGUUUUUUUGUUCUUUUUCUACUUGUUUUGUAUUCCGCAGCACAGUUUAUGAGAAAAGCACCGACAAUGUGCCCGGUGUGGUAUUUACUCCUUUUUUUGGAUAUUGAAGGGAAAAUGUCACCUCGUUUUAGUCCCGACUGUCUUCCGGAAAUAUGUGAUUCUUCUUCGCCUUCUUUGGUUGAAAACAAAACGUUAAUUUGGUUUGUUCUCCGUCGAGUAGCCUACGUGUCGUCGGGUUUUUAGCUAAUAGCAUCACCACAGGGCUAAAAAUAACGACGCCUUACCGCGACUUAUCUAGCGUUGUCGAUGCUGUGACGCCAUGCUGCCAUUAAACCUGCGACGGACUCCUCCUCUGUGAGCACAAAAAACAAAAUAAGUCGCCACGUUUAAAAUCUUGGUGCUUUAUUAGAACCUUUUUCUAACAAAUGGUUCCCGCUUCAAAGUUCUUUUUUUUUUUUUACUUUCUGGUGGAGAAGUUCUAACUCGUAACUUUUUAGCUGGUUGAGAUCAUCCGGUCGUCCUCAGAUUUGGUAGUAAUUUAAAGCGGGAUCACUUUACACGGUAGCUAUUUGACAUCUCCAUGAGGAAUAAAUUAAAUACGGCUCAGAAAACCGUACCUCGUUGCGGUCCACCGCGUGUUUACUUAUCGACAUAUCGACGAUAAAUCCACCAGGUGUCUCUGUUUUAAAGCUGUAGCGCACCGUUGCCAGAUUUGAGUCGUGUUUUUUGCAAGUUUGUAAACUGAAGCGUUCACCAUUAAACUAAAGUGCUGACACUAAUCUAAAUGUGCAUUCGCAUUUUGUUGGUACAAUGUCACUAUUUUGCCCCAAUUUACAAAAUAAAUUUUAAAAAAUCCUAACGAAAUCGACUUAAGGCUUUCAACUUGUUUGUUUAAAUAGUAUUGUUUUUCCCGCUCCACCCUGAGCAAGGCAAACACUUUUUAUGAAUGAGCCCACCCGUUCUGAAACUGUAUUGAAGAAUAAGCAAGCUGGUUCUUGCUGUCGCCACAAAACUAUAACGCAUUUUACAGAGGUCAUCUUCCAGGCCCCGCCCCCUUUUUUUCUUAUUGUUUUGUAUCAAAGAGCAAGGUCGUGUCAGUGAUUGUCACGUUUUUAUCAAUUUCUCUGCCAUUUCUGUCUGUUUUAUGAUUUCUAAUUGCACCUGUAUUAAAUGUGUAAUAUAUGAAUAUAUACAAAUAUAUGAAAAAUGAUGACUUUAAA